ACCACCUCUUGUCCCAAACUUAGCGGGACGGAGGAAGUAGUUUCAAACAGGCAAACACCCCUCUGAGGUAUGCUUCCGAAAAUCUAAUUUUUAGGAAAAUACUCCGCAUAUGACAUUUUUUCUUCAUGGAAUACUUCGUAGUUCAGUGAGGUGAAUGCUAAAGAGCGAAGGUGUGAAGUGAAGAAUCAAUGCGAUGACAACAACGCUCACAAGCUCCAUCUUUUGCAGCCCAAUAAACCUGAGGUUCCGGUUGAAUCACCACACGAUCUGCCCAUUGAAGCAAAAAAUUCAGGUGAUUAGAAUUUCGAAGAGAAACUUCGGCGGAUUGAUAAUUAGGUGCACCAGCGGCAGUAAUGGUGGUGGGAACACCGGAGACGGGAAGUUGGAAAAGGACAACUCUUCCAGCACUGCUACAGCCACGACUACCACCGUAGCUUCUGACGGCACCGCUGAGGACAGGAGCGGCCCAGGCGGUGCUACGGAUUCCGAUAAUUCUCUAGCGUCUGUUUCUUCAAGACAGCCAACACUUGCUGGAUCACCUUAUAAUAAUUUCCAGCUAGAUUCUUUCAAAUUGAUGGAACUUCUUGGACCUGAGAAAGUUGAUCCUUCUGAUGUUAAGGUGAUUAAAGAGAAACUUUUUGGCUAUUCCACUUUCUGGGUGACAAGAGAGGAACCAUUUGGAGAUCUGGGAGAGGGUACUCUUUUCAUUGGAAAUCUUAGGGGAAAGAGGGAGGACGUGUUUGCCAAACUUCAGAGUCAGCUAUUUGAAAUUAUGGGUGAUAAGUACAACUUAUUCAUGGUGGAAGAACCUAAUUCUGAAGGACUAGAUCCACGUGGUGGGCCUAGAGUCAGCUUUGGAAUGCUGCGUAGAGAGGUUUCUGAGCCCGGCCAAACUACUUUAUGGCAGUAUGUAAUUGCUGUUAUAUUGUUUCUUCUAACAAUUGGAUCUUCUGUGGAACUAGGAAUUGCAUCUCAGAUUAAUCGCCUUUCUCCCGAGAUAGUUAAGUAUUUUACUGAUCCAAAUGCCACUGAGCCACCAGAUAUGGAGCUUUUAAUACCUUUCAUUGGUUCUGCUUUGCCCCUGGCUUAUGGUAUCCUGGGAGUGCAGUUAUUUCAUGAAUUUGGGCAUCUUCUGGUUGCCUUACCAAGAAAAGUGAAACUGAGCAUUCCAUAUUUUAUUCCAAAUAUCACGCUCGGGAGCUUCGGAGCGAUCACUCAGUUCAAGUCUAUUAUUCCUGACCGAAAAGCAAAGGUUGACAUUUCCAUAGCUGGCCCAAUUGCUGGUGCUGCAUUGUCCUCUGCCAUGUUUGCCAUUGGGCUAUUACUUUCUUCAAGCCCAAAUGCUUCAGGAGACUUGGUUCAGGUUCCUAGCACACUUUUCCAGGGGUCCUUGCUUCUUGGGCUUGUCAGUAGAGCUACUCUUGGUUAUUCAGAACUCCAUGCAACUUCAGUUUCAAUCCAUCCUUUUGUGAUUGCUGGAUGGUGUGGCUUAACUACAUCAGCUUUCAAUAUGCUUCCGGUUGGGUCUCUUGAUGGUGGGAGAGCUGUGCAGGGUGCUUUUGGAAAAAAUGCAUUGAUUGCCUUUGGUCUGGCAAGCUAUACAAUGUUGGGACUAGGAGUGCUUGGUGGACCAUUGUCACUACCAUGGGGAUUAUACGUGCUAAUAUGCCAGAGGACACCAGAGAAGCCUUGCUUGAAUGAUGUGACAGAGGUUGGGACCUGGAGAAAAACACUUCUUUCUGUUGCUGUAAUUCUUGGAGUGUUGAUUCUUCUUCCGGUAUGGGAUGAGCUUGCCGAGGAGUUGGGCAUUGGUCUUAUAUCAAGCUUUUGAGUGUAAGGUGGGGAUCCUUUGCGGCACUGAAGUGAUGAUGAUGACUUGAGUGAUCAUUCUAUGCAAGACUUGAUCAUCUAAAUGUGUACAUACCAGAUGCCCCCACCUCCUCUCCAUAUUUUGUUUCAAAAUCUGGUAUGGAAUGAGCAGGAACCUGACUGGGAUCGAAACCAGAGCUGGUAUUAUAAUGCAGCUUGGCGAUUUUGGUUACAGCCUUUGCAUGAUCUGGACCAAUCUGUCCGAAGUCAUACUAUAUCCAUUAUGAGAAAGAAAAUUAGACUUAACCAUGCUAGAUGUUUGGUUAUAUCAAUAGGUAUAUACGUAAUCUAUCUCAGAAAACUGUACACUUAAAUGAGUUUGGGACUUUAGGUCCAUUCGUAUGAAUAUAAAUGGUUUUUGCAAAAAGGCUCUUAAAAUAUACCUAGCUGUUGUCUAGUGUGCACAUGAGAAACAAUAAGAUCAUAUUACAUAUCUGUUACAAAAUGAUAGUCAUUCAUAAUCUUCUUCGUGUGAUCAUGAUGAUCGAGUUCGUAGUGAGAUAGUUACACUAACAUAGGCACAACACACUCGUGUGGCAGAAAGAAGGUUUCUAGUCCUUUACCGUUUCGAACUGUGUACUCAAUCACACUAUGAUUUCUGCUUCCGUACAAGACUUGGAAACCAUUUACUAUAUAUUGUAACUUACUGUUUCAAACUGUGGACUCGAUCAACUAUGAUUUCUGCUUCCGUACAAGACUUGGAAACCAUUUAUACUAGCAAUGUGAUCUAUAAUUCUUGCAACAUUGUAUUUUUU
Cuscuta epithymum is the source of this 2624-nucleotide messenger RNA. The record is from the annotation of a GenBank genome assembly. NCBI's taxonomy places the organism in Eukaryota, Viridiplantae, Streptophyta, Magnoliopsida, Solanales, Convolvulaceae.